Molecule: messenger RNA, 2387 nt
Organism: Leptopilina heterotoma
Lineage: Eukaryota; Metazoa; Arthropoda; Insecta; Hymenoptera; Figitidae
Product: prolyl endopeptidase-like
Exons: 4
Coding region: 112-2253 (713 amino acids)
Biological process (GO): proteolysis
Cellular component (GO): cytosol
Molecular function (GO): serine-type endopeptidase activity; oligopeptidase activity
Source: RefSeq, a predicted model, not a curated record
GAGAAUAUAUCCUUUUCGUAGAGAGUGUUCAGAGUGUUAAGUUCGUUCGAGAGAAAAAUUGUGAAAAUUUGAAAUCGUGCCUGACUAUUUGAAUUUCACAUUCAAGAAAUCAUGAAAUUCCUAAAAAUUUUAACUCUUCCAUUACUACAAAUAACAUUAAUUUCUGGAAUUACUGAAAAAACGACAAUCAACUAUCCUGAAAUUUUUCGAGACGACAUAAUUGAUGACUAUCAUGGAAUUAAAGUUGCCGAUCCGUUUCGUUGGCUUGAAAAUCUCGAUUCGCAAGAUACAAAAAAUUUCAUCUCUGCUCAAAAUUCAAUUACUGAUACCUAUUUGAAUUCAUCAGUAUCUUUCAAAGAAAAUAUCUAUCGUCGUCUACAGGAACUUGAUUUUGAUUAUUUACCAUAUCAUUUCUGUCCCGAAAGGCAUGGGAACAAAUAUUAUUCUUUCAAAAUAGAGGGUCCAGAAAGACAAGGAUUUUUAUAUGUCCAUGACACAUUAGAUGGGGAACAAAAAUUAUUACUUGAUCCUAAUACUUUGUCAACAUCAAAGAGAAAUGUCAGUAUUGGUUCAAGAAUAUUCAGUGAUGAUGGAACGAUGCUAGCUUACAUAUUACGUGAAAAUAGCUCAAAUUGGAACGAAAUUAAUUUCUUAAAUUUAGAAACAGGAGAAAAAUAUGCCGAUACUUUGAAGAAAGUAAUAUACACUGUAGGUUGGACCCAUGAUAAAUUGGGAAUAUUUUACACAACUGUCCCUCAUAAUAAAUCAGUGGAAACAUUUGAUCAUGAUUCUCUCGAGAAUAUGAAAAUUUACUAUCAUAAAUUUGGCACACAACAAACUGAAGAUAUUCUUGUUGUUGAAUUUCCAGAACAACCACAUUGGAAAUUGCACGCCAGAAUUUCCGACUGUGGCCAAUGGUUGUUAGUUUUAAUAAAUGAUACUGGUAAAAAUUUAGUCUAUUUUACUGAAUUGAAUGAGAAAAUUAGUGGACAUUUUAAUUUGACACAAAUUGUUAACAAACUGGAGGCAUUCUAUAAGUACAUUGGAAAUGAUGGUUCAAAGGCCCUUUUCUUGACAGACAAGAAUGCUCCAAACAAAAAAAUAAUAGCAGUCGAUUUAUUGAAUUACAAAGAGGAAAAUUGGACAAUUUUACUGCCUGAGAAAGCAGAGAAACUUAUUAAUGCUGUGACAAUUGUGGAUAAUGAUAAAUUUAUCGUUCAGUAUUAUAAUGAUGUGAGGUGUAUUUUACAACUACGCAAAUUGAAUUCCGGAAAGUUACUGCAAAAAGUAAAUCUUGGCAUUGGAAAAUUUUUCGGAAGAGUUCAGGGAAAUAGAAAAUAUCCAGAAUACAUGUUCAGUUUCUCCUCCUAUGUAAUUCCAGCUAUAAUGUAUAAACUAAACGUAAAUAAUUUCCACAACCUUGAAAUUUAUCGUCAAACAGAAGUACCAAAUUUUAACAAAUUCCUUUAUAAAGUAGUUCGAAUCUUCUGUCCCAGUAAGGACAACAGAACAGAAAUUCCCAUGACAAUUUUCAUGAGAAAAGGAGCAAAACUCGAUGGUUCAAUGCCAGCUCUUAUUUACCCAACUGAUAAAUAUGGUGUUUGCAUGUUUAGCAAUAAAAAUAUUAUUUUUGCUCAGCACUUAAAUGGAAUUGUGGCGACAGUAGAAAUUCGAGAAUAUGAAAAUUAUCCUAGAAAAUUGUAUCCAAAUGAUUUAAGCAAUUAUCAAAGUAGUAUCGAUGAUUUUCAAGAAGCUGUGGAAUAUCUCAUUAAAACUGGAUAUACGUCGAAUGAGAAAUUGAUAAUUAAAGGAAACGAAGAUAAAGGUCUUUUAGUGGGCGCUUGUCUCAAUCAAAGACCAGAUCUAUUUGGUGCCGCUAUAAUCGUCGAUGGAUUACUGGACAUGCUUCGUUUUCAUCUAUUCACAGCUGAUAGUCAUUUAAUUUCAGAUUAUGGUACUUCAGACGAUCCAAAGAAUUUUCAUCAUCUUGUUGAAUAUUCACCUCUACAUAAUGUCAAAGCGCCCAUAAACUAUAAACAAUAUCCGGCAAUACUUGUUUUAGUAGAUUACGAUUAUAUAGUACCUUUUCAUUCCUUAAAAUUCAUCGCAACCUUACAACACGAAAUUGGACGCCUAAAACAACAAACUAAUACCUUAAUGGCAAAAAUUGAUUUUGAUUCUAAGGAUAUCGAUAUUUCGACUGCAAUAUUCUCAUUUGUUGUUGAAUCAUUAAAAUUGAAAUUUUACUUCUAGGACAAAAAAUUUAAUUUUAAUCCGAAUUGAACGCCUUCUUGUAAAAUUUCAUCAUAUUUCUUGUAAUUACCAUAUUUUUUUUUUUUUUGACCAACUUUAUAAGAAAAAAUAAAAAUUUCUAAUCACAGAAAAAA